Messenger RNA from Lasiodiplodia theobromae, 624 nucleotides. Its product is annotated as Inosine triphosphate pyrophosphatase. The coding region runs from base 1 to 624 and encodes 207 amino acids. Gene Ontology annotation, molecular function: nucleoside triphosphate diphosphatase activity. The transcript is spliced from 4 exons. Lineage: Eukaryota; Fungi; Ascomycota; Dothideomycetes; Botryosphaeriales; Botryosphaeriaceae. Gene Ontology annotation, biological process: nucleoside triphosphate catabolic process. Gene Ontology annotation, cellular component: cytoplasm. The record is from RefSeq and is a predicted model, not a curated record.
AUGUCAGCAAAUCGGCCCCGCGUGCUGAAUUUCAUCACGAGCAACCGCAACAAGCUCGCAGAAGCGACUGCGAUCCUUCGCGGCUGCGUCGAGCUGCGCAGCCAAUCCGUGGACGUAUUGGAAAUCCAGGGCACCCCGCGGGACAUCGCCGCGGACAAGUGCAGGCGCGCCGCCAUUGCCGUCAAUGGCCCAGCGCUCGUUGAGGAUACGGCCUUGGAGUUCCACGCACUGAACGGCAUGCCAGGACCUUACAUGUACGUCAUCCCACUCUUGCCCGCUUCCGCCUGCCUGACGCCCAAUCGCCCGCCCAGCCGUCCGUUCUUCUCGGCUGUCGGCAACGACGGCCUGCGCAACCUUCUGGCUGCGUACGAAGACAAGUCUGCCACGUCGGUUUGCACCCUUGCGUACUGCCGGGGACCAGGAGAGGAACCCGUGAUCUUCGAGGGACGAUGUACUGGCACGAUUGUGCCACCAAGGGGGAGCAAUGGUUUUGCGUACGACCCGAUCUUCGAGCAUGAGGGUCAGACCUUUGCGGAGAUGGACCCGAUGUUCAAGAACCAAGUGUCAGAUAGGUACAGGGCUCUACAGAAGCUACGACAGUGGCUGGAAGGUGCGACGGACUGA